CAUAACCACUCAAACCUUGAUUGUGUUGUUUACUGGUCUAAACCAGAGAAGGGAGUAUUGUUUUUUGGAAAAUGGAAGACAUCUUGACCGAAAUACCCCCACCUUCUAGAUUCUUCUUGGAAGAUCUAAACAAUUUUGCACCUCGUUCACCCCCUCUUCCAUCUCCAUUCCUCUUGUUUGCCACACCUAACCCUGAGAAAUAUUCUCACCCUUCACUAUUGAUAAUUGGAAUGUCUUUCCCCUCCACUCACUUCUUUCACCAUGUCUCUUCCAAAACCUUAGUGGGAACACUUAUCCUACCGGAGACACUAUUAUCCGGAAACUCAAUCGUUCCCUCUCUCAAGGACAAAUCCUGCAACAUAUAUGCUUUACAUCAUGCUGAUAAAUUGGUCAUGGUAGCUUCUGUCCAAUAUCCUAUCAAUGCAGAGAGAUCUCAUGCAGUGGCAAAGCUGCUUGUUGGGCAAAAGAUCAAACCAGACCGGGUUUUGGUUUUGGAUACGAUUCAGAGUCGUAACUUUAGAGGUAAACUUCCACCAGACGAAACUCUUAUGUUCAAGUUAGAGUCUUCAUUGGAGCGAAAAGAUUCAGAGUUGGUCAAGGGUUUAGACUAUUUCCCAUCAGGAAGUGUGGUGGACGGGCUGGCAGCUGCACUAUUGGGCCGCUGUGAGAUGGAUAAAAUAAGAGGAACAGUGUGGGUUUCCUGGCCAGAAACUGGUGGUCCUGUGACAUUGGCUGUGAAAUCUCAUCUGCUCAAGAAUUAUUUACCAGGAAUGGAUCAUACCAGUGCUGAUAAGGGAAAGAGUGACUUUUCUUGGACUGGGCGUACUAAAGAUUAUCUUCUUGACUCUGAUAUGUACACAUGAUAUUUAGUCUCUUAAAAGGAACAAUUAAAAUCUUAUUCAUAUAUUACCAAUGUCUGGUCGGAGAUGUUUAAGUCCAGUUUGUUUGGUAUGUUAUGUUUUUAUGUUUGAUUGGUCUAGUUUGUUCUGAUCUGGUCUGUUUAAGUUUGGUCUAAAUUGAUUUGUUUUGGUUUGGUUUGGUAGAUGUAUGGUGUAUGUGUGUUUUACAAUUAUCAAAAUCUUGUCUGAUUUGUUUAUUCUGGUUAUCUGGUAUAUAUGGUCUGUUUUAGUCCAGUUUUGGAUUGAAACCAGUCACGGAAAACUAUCAAGUGAACAAGUUCUUAUAUUUCAGUAGUUGUCUUCAUGUUACUCAACUUGCCAAAAUUAAGCCUCUGUUUGCAAAGAUGAUAUUUAUAUGUUUGGC
Molecule: messenger RNA, 1263 nt
Organism: Cuscuta europaea
Lineage: Eukaryota; Viridiplantae; Streptophyta; Magnoliopsida; Solanales; Convolvulaceae
Source: the annotation of a GenBank genome assembly